CAUGUUUUUUUUAUAUAAAAAUGUGUUUAUUCGUCGAAGCGUUUAAAUUUAGUAAUGAAGCUUUAAGUGAUAAUGACAAAGUAAAGCACUUGCAUGUCUUUACGCCUAACCAAGCUACCACCAUGGCAUGGAGACAUGGGUCAGUAAGAUGAUCAAUUCCAACAAAUAAUUCAGUUACCUGAAUUCUGAUUGCAGAGCGCUGUAUGUGAUGUAUCAUACAAUCAAUACUUGAAAACACAGUGCUUUUUUACCUGUUGAUGAUUGUAUAUGCAGUCGACUAUAACAUACGCAAAGUAUGUCGGUAACGUUUCCAAUGGAUGCGAGUAAACAUAAGAAUAACAUCCUAAAAAGAUCAUGCACUAGAAUGUGCUGUGUAUAUAUCGUGUACAACGUUAAAUCCGCUCUUUAGAGACGCUCAACAUCAUGGGGUCCUGCCAGAGUAACGUACUGGUGACAGACAGCUCGCAGUUUGAGUACCAGAUCGGUGUGAAAACUGGGGACCGCAAGGGGGCGGGUACGGACGCCAACGUAACAGUUGUUCUACAUAACGAUGACGGACAGUCAACAGGCCAACUUCAUCUGGACAAAUUCCUAAAAAAUGACUUCGAAAAGGGCAAAAAGGAUUGCUUUAAAGCGGUAGCGUCUUUUAUGAGCGUGAUUGACUUCAUAGAAGUAUGGCGAGAUGAUGCUGGAAUAAAAGAUGAGUGGUUCCUCGAGUCGAUGGAAGUGUACUGCAAGUUCUCAAACAAAACGUACGUGUUCCCUUUCUUACGCUGGAUAAAAGAGGGUUACCAUUACAAGAUCCGCCAUCUUGACACGUCACUUCCUCAACAUGACCCUCAAAAGGAACAGCGGCUUAUGGAGCUGAACGAUAAAAAGUCGACCUACCAGAUGACGGUCAAAAUUCCUGGGCUCCCGAUACAGGCGAAAGAAAUACCAGAAGAUGAAAAGUUUUCCUCUGACUACCAGUUUGAUCUGGUGAAGCUUGUUGCAGAGAUUACAAUAAAAGGCAAAAUCGUGAAGGUUGUGAGUGGUGACUGGGACAGCCUAGAGGACCUUGGAAACAUCUAUAAGUCAGAUGUAUUUUCUAAGCCUUCGCCUCUGGCGGAUGGUACGUGGGAUACAGACGAAUAUUUCGGAUUCCAGCGGAUUGGUCGGAUCAACAAUUCACUAAUUGCACUCUGCACAGAGAUCCCAAACAAACUUGCUGUGACUGCAGAAAUGCUUAAACCCUUCUUAGAAGGCUCCAAACUGCCAGACGUCAUCUCUAAGAAGAAGCUGUUUUAUGUCGAUCUCGCCAUUGUGGAAGGAAUACCCGUAAAAAGUGGAUUAACAGUUUGUGCCCCGAUCGCCUUAUUCUACCACAACAAAAAGUCUCGCUUGGUUCCCAUAGCGAUACAAUUGAAGCAGCAGUCCGCGGACGACAAUCCAGUGUUCCUUCCCUCUGAUCCAAAAUAUACCUGGCUGGCGGCGAAAAUGUGGUUUAACCUUGCAGAUGCUUCCUAUCACGAGUCAAACACUCACUUAGGGUUCACUCACCUGUUGAUGGAAGGAUGUGCUCUGGCCACUCACAGGAACCUUUCUCAAUCCCAUCCCAUUUUCAAAUUACUGGCGCCACGCUUUCUCUAUCUCAUCGCUAUUAACGGAUUAGCACUGACAACUCUGAUCAAUUCGGAUGGCUGGGUUCAAAAUGCGAUGGCCAUAGGUAUUGAUGGCGUGUUUGAACUUAUCAAAAGAAAACUGGACACCUGGAGGCUGGAUGUCGAUGGAACUCUACCCAAGGAACUGAAGACACGAGGGGUACUUCUUUAUUACAGCCCCGCGACAUACUCGGGGGAUCACGAGAUCCAGGCUUGGGCACAGGAGCUGGUUAAACCGAGGUCAGAGGGUGGUUGUGGUCUGCUGGGUGUCCCAGGAGAAGGAACUAUAGCUAACGAGGAAGACCUUGUUUGCAUUUUGACGUGCGUUAUUUUCACGGGCAGUGUCACUCAUGCAGCAUCAAACUUUGCACAAUACGACGAAUACGGUUUUCCGCCAAACUACCCCAUGACUAUGAAAGGGAAGCCACCCACCGACAAGAGUGCAUUGACGGAGUCCUGCAUCUUGGAGGCUCUUCCAAACAAGGCUGCGACUUUCGAGAUAAUAACCAUCACUAAACUUCUCAGCACGUACGACACUAACAAGCUUGGGGACUACGAGAUGAAAUACAAUUAUGAUCCAAAAGCUGAACAAGUUUUGCAACAAUUUCAGAAAGAGCUCGCCGAACAGAGCAAGCGGGUUCAAGCACUAGAGAAAAAACGUGAAUACUCCUUCAAAUGGCUAGAUCCGGACAUCGUUCCAAACGCUAUCAGCAUAUAACUCUAAAUAGCGUCAACGUUAUCAGAAUAUACCAUGAUGUGCGCAUUGUCAAUAUUGUCCGGAGGGGCAUUGAUUUCGAUGUUAACAUAUAAUACAGUCUCUCGAAUCGAAGUUAUUUAUAAAUGGCACGAGAAAAAAGGUACAUCAAGAUCACACCGCAUUUAAACUGAUCAAACACAUUGAAAUAUAUAUAACUUGCUAAAAAGGCUUGAUAUUCAAUGCUACAAACCGUUUGAGAAAUGGCAAAUUUGAUUGACAUUUGUGUUUGUAUCAGGUGUCUAUAUACACUAUGUUUAUCAUGUAUGAUUGUUCCAGUAUAUGGUUGUUUAUUCGGAGACCUGCAUAUCAUACAAAUUUCAGAAGUAAACAUAACAAAUACAUACGAGAUUAAAAGUAUAAAAUAAAUGAAAAUGAGCACUAUAGAUACAUAGAUAUCAGGAAUCCAAUUGUUAGUUGCCUUUAGAUCAUUACAAGAAAAAGAAUAAUAAUAAUUUUAUAAAUUACAAAUCAAUUCAACUCAAAUUAAAAAACUUUAUUUUUAAACUGAAUUCCAUCCUUAAUUAACAUAAACCUAUAUUUUACAUAGACUAACAACUGAAAUAAGAUUGUCCUAAUCAUGAGCUAAUACAUGUAAUGUAUGUAUAAGACAUAUGUUACAGACCUUUUAUGACAUGUCAGCUAUUUUAUUAACAAAUUUCCCCCCCCCCCCCUCCAGUUAAAGGGUAUUCAUAGUUUUGUAGAGCGCUAUCCUGUGAUCUAUCAGAAGUAUUAACUUAUAAUUCAACUAUAAUUUAUCAUGAUUUCGUUAUUUUCGAAAAUCAGAUUUGUCUUUAUACGUAUUUUAUAUUACAUGAGUACAACAUAUAUGUUAAAAAUAUUACUAUAUAUGCAUUCAAUAUUGUGGGAUGUUUUUGGUAAUCCUUUUUGUACAUAAAAACCAUAUUUAUAUCGAUGUUGAUAGUAUGUCAAUUAGUAACAAAAUGUUAAAACUAGCAACAGUUUGGGCCAUUAUAACAGAGAGUUGGUUGUUUUAUCAGGUAUAUAAUAAAGUAUAUACUUUAUGUUGUAAGUUAUGUCAAUUCUCAACUACACCUGAAAUCAGUGUUGCCUUAUCGUACAACGGGUCAUAAAGAAAUGGGGUGAAGUUUUGUUUUGAAUAAUAUAUUGACAUCGCCGCUUUCUGCGGUCAUUUCCCAAACAGAAAUAUGCAUGAGAAAACAUUGCUAUAAUUGAUUUUGAGCCCGUCACGUAUAUACGCAUCGAUAGAACCCAUUAUUCUAAACAUUCUUGUGAACACAGGUACUUCCAAUACGCACUGGAGAUGAAAAUGAAAAUCGUUUGAUUUUUGUUUUAGUUUUCGUUUUUCUUUGUCUUGUUCAUUGCCUUUGUAAAAGAUGUGCAUUGAUUAGGAUGCCUUACAAGUGUCAGCUGUAGGGACUUUCCGAUUAACUCAGCGGUAGAGCAUUGGGCUGGAGAACCAAUGAUCGCAGGUUCGAGCCCUAGCGACAACACUAUCUUAAUAACUAUUCCGCGUCCUUCUACAAACUGGUUCCGUUGACCCUCCCCGUUCAAGGUGGGAGAACCCUUGACGGGGAGUCAAAGAACAUGGGCUGGUUGUGUUUGAAAAGGGAAGGUGGAAAAUAGUGUAAAAGCUGUGUAUUGAUUAGGUUGCCUUAUAACCGUCAGCUGUAGAAAAUGUCCCUUUAGCUCAGCGGUAGAGCAUCGGGUUUGAGAUCUAAUGGUCACGGGUUCGAGCCCCAUGGCAGCACUAUCUUUAUCACUAUUCUUCGUCCUACUACACCUUUUGUGUCCUAUCUGUUUGACGUUGUAUCUACACCAAUUACUUUUAGCCACUGGUUACACGUUGUGCAUCUGCACGGUAUCUCACGUUGUCCUUUCCUGUCGACGAUGAGUUUCAAAGAGAAACAUGUUAUAUUCGAUGGCCCCUGAAAUAGAGCUUAAUCUGUUCACCACAACGUCAACACACACAGACGAAUUUGGAACUCCCUGUCGAUACAGACAGACAACAGCAGGAUUUUUAGAUAUCUUAACCAAAUGUAAUCUGAUACAACUUAUUUAGUAUUCAAUAUCUGUGAUUAAAUAUUGUUUAAGAUGUUACGACAUAUGCUUAGUAUAUUACAUUAGACUGGUGGAGAUCGCUGAUAAUUAUUUGGCAUAUGUAAAGAGACGUAUACGACGACAUACAUUAAGGAUCUUACAUAAAUUUCCAUUUCAUAUGAGAUUUAUGAAACGAGUCUAAGACUUUUUCAAUUUAGCGAGCCUCUGGCGAGCUAAAAUGAAAAAUUCGUGACGAGUUUCAUCAAUUUGAUAUUAAAUGGAAAUUUAUGUUUACGAGUGUAAGAUAAUUUUUAUCACCUAAUCAAGAUGUGUGGCAUUUAUUCGUGUAAAACAACAAUCUUCAUGCAAGUUUGAAAUGUAAAAAGCCGUCAUUUUGACUCCAGUG
Messenger RNA from Mizuhopecten yessoensis (Yesso scallop), 4822 nucleotides. Its product is annotated as allene oxide synthase-lipoxygenase protein-like. Gene Ontology annotation, molecular function: oxidoreductase activity, acting on single donors with incorporation of molecular oxygen, incorporation of two atoms of oxygen; metal ion binding; protein binding. The transcript is spliced from 16 exons. NCBI's taxonomy places the organism in Eukaryota, Metazoa, Mollusca, Bivalvia, Pectinida, Pectinidae. The record is from RefSeq and is a predicted model, not a curated record. Gene Ontology annotation, biological process: lipid oxidation; hepoxilin biosynthetic process; arachidonate metabolic process. The coding region runs from base 424 to 2358 and encodes 644 amino acids.